AUGGCGUUAUACCUUGAAAAUGCGUACAGCCUGGUGCACCAGGACAAUUCCGCCGACCAGCCCACAUUGCAGGAGCUGAAGACGCAGUUGGAGAAGGGGACAGACGAGUCGAAGAUGGAGACUAUGAGGCGGAUUUUGACAAUAAUGCUCAACGGUGAUCCGAUGCCCCAGUUGCUCAUGCAUAUUAUCCGCUUUGUCAUGCCUUCAAAAAGCAAGCCUCUGAAGAAGCUCCUUUAUUUCUAUUACGAGAUAUGCCCGAAACUCGAUAGCAAUGGAAAGUUGAAGCAGGAGAUGAUUUUGGUCUGCAAUGGCAUCCGCAAUGACCUCCAACACCCCAAUGAAUAUGUCCGAGGAAAUACUCUUCGAUUCCUUUGCAAAUUACGGGAGCCCGAGCUACUAGAGCCUUUACUCUCUUCGGCGCGACUAUGCCUGGACUAUCGACAUGCGUAUGUGCGAAAAAGCGCUGUUUGGGCUAUUGCAUCAAUAUUCCAGCAUUCCGAAUCUCUUAUUCCCGACGCUCCAGACCUCAUCUACACCUUCCUCGAAGAAGAAAGCGACCCAGCUUGCAAGCGAAACGCUUUCGCUGCUCUGCUUACCAUCAGCCAUCAAAAGGCUCUUGAGUAUCUCAAUAAGACGCUUGAUAGUAUACCAAAUGCCGAUGAGCUGCUUCAGCUCGUAGAACUGGAAUUUAUCAGGAAGGAUGCUGUGCAGAAUACGCAGAACAAGGCCAAGUACCUUCGUUUAAUAUUUGAUCUCCUUGAUGCUGGCGAUAGCACUGUUGUGUAUGAAGCAGCUACCUCUCUAACAGCUCUUACAUCGAACCCAGUGGCAGUUAAGGCGGCUGCUGCCAAGUUGAUUGAACUGAGUAUAAAAGAACCAGACAAUAACGUCAAAUUGAUCGUUCUUGACAGAGUGGACCAACUACGGAUCCGCAAUGAAGGAGUUUUAGAGGAUCUUACCAUGGAAAUUUUACGAGUUUUGUCGAGCCCCGAUAUUGACGUCCGACGGAAAGCUUUGGGGAUUGCGUUAGAAAUGGUAUCGAGUAAGAAUGUUGAAGAGAUCGUCCUGCUUCUAAAGAAGGAGCUCGCGAAGACCGUUGACGAGCAGUACGAGAAGAAUAACGAAUAUCGACAAUUGUUGAUCCAAUCUAUUCAUCAAUGUGCCAUCAAAUUUUCAGAAAUUGCAGCAAGUGUCGUUGACCUUCUUAUGGACUUCAUUGUUGAUUUCAACAAUAACUCUGCAGUUGACGUUAUCACGUUUGUAAAGGAAGUGGUGGAGAAGUUCCCUCAACUCCGUCAAUCUAUCUUAGAGCGCUUAGUGUCGACACUGGGCGAAGUAAGAGCUGGAAGGGUUUAUCGCGGAGUUCUAUGGGUUGUCGGCGAAUACUCUCUUGAGCAGAACGAUAUUAGAGAAGCCUGGAAAAGGAUUAGAACUAGCUUGGGAGAGAUUCCGAUCUUGGCCUCGGAGCAGAGGCUGUUGGACGAGGACUCGGAUGAAACCGCAGAGAACAAUGAGCAGCUUAAUGGUCACCCGAAACCAUCAUCCGGCCCGAAGGUUUUAGCGGAUGGUACUUAUGCACAGGAAACAGCCCUGACGAGCCAAUCUGCGGCAGCGGCUAAACUGGAAGCUAUCAAGGCUGCUCGGAAACCUCCACUUCGCCAACUCAUACUUGAUGGCGACUACUAUCUUGCGACAGUGCUUUCUUCCACAUUGGCUAAAUUGGUGAUGCGUCAUUCCGAGGUCUCACAGGAUGUUGCCCGAACCAACGCUCUUCGCGCAGAGGCGAUGUUGAUCAUGAUCUCCGUGAUUCGUGUUGGACAAUCUCAAUUCGUCAAAGCUCACAUCGAUGAGGACUCGGUCGAUCGUAUCAUGUCGUGUGUUCGGUCUCUGGCGGAAUUUACAGAACGGAAAGAACUUGAGACCACGUUCUUGGAAGAUACACGACAAGCGUUCCGUGCAAUGGUUCAAGUAGAAGAGAAAAAACGGGCCACCAAGGAAGCCGUUGAAAAGGCGAAGGCAGCGGUACAGGUCGACGAUGCGAUCCACAUCAGACAAUUCGCAAAGAGAUCUGGGGGUGACGAAGGUGAUGAAAUUGAAUUGGACUUGGCCAAGGCUACUGGUGGCGAUUCGACUGUCGAGGAUAUUUCUUCGAAGUUGAGUAAAGUUGUCCAACUGACUGGUUAUUCCGACGCAGUUUAUGCUGAGGCCUAUGUCAAUGUCCAUCAGUUUGAUAUUGUAUUGGAUGUCUUGCUCGUCAACCAGACGACGGAAACUUUACAAAACCUAUCCGUCGAAUUUGCAACACUUGGUGACUUGAAAGUUGUCGAGCGGCCCACGACACAAAACCUGGGUCCGCAUGAUUUCUUGAAUGUUCAGGCUACCAUCAAGGUCUCAUCCACAGAUACGGGUGUCAUCUUUGGUAAUGUUGUUUAUGAUGGGCCUAGUUCGACCGAGUCCCACGUUGUUAUUCUCAAUGACAUCAAGGCAGACAUCAUGGACUAUAUCCAGCCCGGGAGCUGUACAGAAACUCAGUUCCGAAGCAUGUGGACUGAGUUCGAGUGGGAAAACAAGGUUAAUGUCCAUUCGAAGGGCAAGAGUCUAAGAGGCUUCCUACAACAAAUCAUGGAACGCACCAACAUGAGCUGUUUAACUCCGGAGGCUUCGCUUGAAGGGGAUUGCCAAUUCUUAAGUGCAAAUCUCUACGCAAAGAGUAUCUUUGGCGAGGAUGCUCUUGCAAAUGUAAGCAUUGAGAAAGAAGGUGAAGAAGGCCCGAUUACGGGCUUCGUGAGAAUACGAAGCCGAUCUCAAGGUUUGGCAUUAAGUUUAGGGUCCUUGAAGGGAUUAAAGGCGAACGCGUAG
Molecule: messenger RNA, 2859 nt
Organism: Coccidioides immitis RS
Lineage: Eukaryota; Fungi; Ascomycota; Eurotiomycetes; Onygenales; Onygenaceae
Product: coatomer beta subunit
Exons: 5
Coding region: 1-2859 (952 amino acids)
Biological process (GO): intra-Golgi vesicle-mediated transport; intracellular protein transport; endoplasmic reticulum to Golgi vesicle-mediated transport
Cellular component (GO): cytoplasm; COPI vesicle coat
Molecular function (GO): structural molecule activity
Source: RefSeq, a predicted model, not a curated record